GUUUAACCACUAAAACAGCUGGUUUAAUUUAAGAUGAGAGGUAAGUGGAAUUCCACUCAAGAGAAAGUACAUAACAGGACAAGUUAAGCAAAUAAACUGAUAGCGCCUACAAAAUUUACUACAAUUAGUUGUAUUCGGUCGUGUAGAGUGUGUAAUGGAUUUAAAUUCUAUGAAUCAGCACCAGUAAUUAAAUUUCAAGAAAAUGAGCAUUGCAGCAGCAACAGCCGAAGCGCAGUCGCAAUCGCCGACUGCAACUCCAACCGCAAAUCAGUCCUCGUCCCACUCAAGAUCUAAUCAAAAUGGGGUAGACGACACACUGCCAAUUCGCUUGCUACCUGUUGCAGUAGCCGUGGAGCUAUGCCAUCAUCUGGACACUUUGGACGUCUGGGAGCAGAUGUCCAAUUUUGUCAAGCUUUAUCCGGCACAAAUAGAGCAGAUUCGACAACAACAAAGACGCGGAAAAUCACCAACCAAUGAGUUUCUCAUUAUUUGGGGUGGCCAAUACAAUCACACGGUGCAGAGUUUGUUUGCCCUAUUCAAAAAAAUGAAACUACACAAUGCGAUGCGUUUAAUCAAGGAUUAUGUUAGCGAGAAUUUGCAUAAAUACAUUCCCCGCAGCAUGCCCACAAUUAGCGAGUUACGUGCUCCACCAAGCUCUAGCUCUAAGAUUGAAAAUGGUCCACCCUAUCCCUCAUCAUCGGGUGUUAGUAAUUCCAAUAAUAAUACCACAAAUACUACCACAGAUCCGAGUGUUAGUUUAGAAUCUCUAAGUAAUAUUCAUCUGAGCACUGUGCAACGGGCCGCCGAAUCCUUGUUGAAAAUCGACUAUGUGGAGCUUGUGACAGCCACCGGAGACUGGGCUACAGAGAAUCGUCUCGGUCAUGGUGGUUUUGGAGAGGUCUACAAGGGCGAAUGGAAGCAACUGGAUGUGGCCAUAAAGAGAAUGAACUAUCGCCAUCCCAAUAUUGAUAAGAAUAAAAUAGAGCUGCAGCAGAGUUACAAUGAGCUCAAGUAUUUGAAUACUAUUCGGCAUGACAAUGUAUUGGCUCUAUAUGGCUAUAGCAUUAAUGGCGAGCAUCCAUGCCUGGUGUAUCAACUGAUGAAGGGUGGCUCCUUGGAGUAUAGGCUGAAAGCACCCAGAUAUAGACAAUCGAUGACGCCCAUGUCAUGGCAGCAGCGUCUCAGCAUAUGUCUCGGCACAGCCAAAGGCAUAUAUUUUCUUCAUACGGCUCGCAGCACUCCUCUUAUACAUGGCGACAUUAAACCAGCGAAUAUUCUACUUGAUCAGUGUCUUCAGCCAAAAAUUGGCGACUUUGGCCUGGCCCGUGAAGGACCUAAGAGCAUUAAUGCUGUAAUGCAAGUGAAGCAAUUGUUUGGUACUCGUGUCUAUUUGCCACCGGAAUUUCUGAGUUCCAAGCAACUUUCCACUGGUGUUGAUAUCUAUAGUUUUGGCAUUGUCCUACUUGAAGUGUUCACCGGACAUUUGGUGACAGAUCGUGAGCAUCCAGAUUUACUGAAUUAUGUGAAACAAAUUUGGCUGGAAUCUCAACCGCAGUGUCUGCAAUUGCUCGAUAAGCAUCUUGUGAAACCCCAGGGAAAGGAGCUGGAGGAUUGUUUGCGUGCCAUAGAGGCGGGUCUGCAUUGCACUGCCCUAGAUCCCCAAGAGAGACCUUCGAUGCAAGAAGUUGUCAAUCGUUUCAAGGCAUUCCAAAUCGAAUUUUGAAUGAUUCCAAGCAUCGAUUUAUAUCUAUAUAUAUAUAUAUAUUGUUACUCACUUGUUUUUAUAUAUUAUAUUUUUAUACAUAUUUUGUAUUUUAAAUAACAUUCCAAGAUUUUAAGAGAGA
Messenger RNA from Drosophila willistoni, 1844 nucleotides. It is a transcript of the gene pll, whose product is annotated as serine/threonine-protein kinase pelle. The record is from RefSeq and is a predicted model, not a curated record. Gene Ontology annotation, biological process: protein phosphorylation; signal transduction. The coding region runs from base 203 to 1723 and encodes 506 amino acids. The transcript is spliced from 4 exons. NCBI's taxonomy places the organism in Eukaryota, Metazoa, Arthropoda, Insecta, Diptera, Drosophilidae. Gene Ontology annotation, molecular function: protein binding; ATP binding; protein kinase activity.